UCUCAAAAUGUACGUAGCAUUGGGAUUAGUGUUGUUAUGUUUCGUGGUGCUCGCUGUGUGGACGACGUGGUUCAGACAGAGACUUGAUGCACCUCCUAUGAUGCCAGGCUUGCUCCCGAUUAUAGGACAUGCACAUGCCCUUAUCGGAGACCGCAAACAUUAUUGGAAAUUUAUUCAGAAUAUCAACGCAACAUCAUUUGAACGUGGUGGAGCCAUUGAAUUCUGGAUGGUCUAUAUGAGAUAUUAUAUUUUAACCGAUCCAGAUGAUUGUCUUACACUAUCUAACACAUGCUUUAAUAAACCUUACGUCUACGACUUUGCCAAGGACUUCUUAAAUAACGGAUUUGUGACAGCGGAUGCUUCUAUAUGGAAAGCUCAUCGCAAAUUAUUAAACCCUUCGUUCAACCAGCAAGUCAUAUACACAUUCAUUGAUGAAAUAAACUUGCAAGCUCGAAAUCUUGUCUUGAGUUUGAAAAAUGAACUGGGAAGAAAGCCUUUCGACGUCCGGCCCUACUUUAUCAGCUUCACAGUUUCUACUGCUAUUCGAUCUAGUCUUGGGCUAGAAGCCGAAGACCAAAAGAAUGUAGACCGAAAGUAUUGCGAGACUAUAGACGAUUUGUUUGCUCUGUACUGUGACAGAACCCAGAAAGUGUGGUUGCAUAUCGAUUGGGUGUUUAACUUAAGCGAAAUGAAACGCAAACAAGACAAACUUACAAACUCCUUGAAAAAUAUAAUUUGUCCUAUUAUACAGAAAAGGAAAGCCGAGAUAAUGACUAAAAUAGAAACAUCGUCGUUUGAGAAUAAAUCCGGUAAAUUUGAACCAAUUCUCGAUCAGAUGCUUCAAAUGGCAAACGAGCAAAAUGGGUUCACAGAUGAAAUUAUCAGAGAACACUUAGAUACUUUUAUAGCAGCAUCAUAUGACACGACGUCUUCAUCUAUGGUCUUCACGAUGUUGGCAAUUGCGUCAUAUCCAGAAAUACAGAAUAGAAUUUAUAACGAAAUACAAGAAGUUUUGCCGAACAAAGACGAUGACUUUUCAAAACAAGACCUACAAAAACUUGUGUACUUAGAAGCAGUUAUAAAAGAAUCAUUAAGAUUGUACAGUAUAAUUCCAGUUGUAGCGAGAAAAGUAGAAGUAGAUGUUAAACUGAAAAACUAUACGCUGCGUGCCAACAGCACUUGUAUCAUUGGUUUGUAUGCUCUCCAUCGUCAUCCUCUCUGGGGUCCCGACGUAAAUGAGUUCAAACCAGAGCGCUGGUUGGACCCCAGCAGAUUACCUACAAAUCCUAACCUCUUCGCUCCGUUUAGCAUCGGAAAACGAAAUUGCAUAGGCAAAACAUUCGGCAUGCUGAUGAUGAAGAUAGCACUAGCACACAUAGUACGACAAUAUCACAUUUCUGGGAGCAUCCAUAAUAUAGAAUGUGAAUUUGAUAUAAUAUUGAAACCCGUAUCAGGUCAUCAGAUUGGAUUGAAACUAAGAUCGUGAAGAUAAACAACAACGGAGUAUCGUAUAAUUUUAACGACAAUAAUGCCCCAAAAUAUUUUUAUUUAAUUCUUAAAUAAUAAUUGGAUGACCCAGCUUUACUCGGAAUUUCUUUAGAAAAAAAAAUAGAACAAAACAUAAACGUUUGGACCAAGUAUUGAACCCGAGUGUUCUACAGUGGGAGGCAUUUCCCUGCUAAGCUAUGGCGCUAUGACGAAAUUUAGCAUGGAAAAUAAUAAUCUUCCUAAAAAAAAAAUCUCCAGCGAUCUGUGGCCGACUAUAAAAAUGGAUCUUCGAAUAACAAAACUAAACUUCUGAAUAGAAUAUUGAACUUCCGACAAAAUUACUUAUGCCCGAAUAUCGAAACUAUACUCAAUUUUAUUUUUAAAACGCCAGAGAUGGCACGAUAUUUAAACGCAACUUAAAAUUGAGUACCCGUUCAG
Messenger RNA from Spodoptera litura, 1926 nucleotides. Its product is annotated as cytochrome P450 4d8-like. Gene Ontology annotation, molecular function: oxidoreductase activity, acting on paired donors, with incorporation or reduction of molecular oxygen; iron ion binding; heme binding. NCBI's taxonomy places the organism in Eukaryota, Metazoa, Arthropoda, Insecta, Lepidoptera, Noctuidae. The record is from RefSeq and is a predicted model, not a curated record.